AUGACGCUAACGCAGUUCGCGUUGCAGCUCAAGGAGAAUACCACCACCAGCGCUUACCUAAAAAACUUCGAUCUCAUGCUGGAAUCAACGGCAACCCUGCACGCGCUGCUGACGGAGUUUAAGAGCUUCAAGGGCUGGGGUGUAGCCACGGACGGCGCGAAGAAAUCGUUUCAGAGGCUUGAAGACCUUUUGCGGAAAGCCACGGCGUUGCUACAACGAUGCAUCAGCGCGCGGAGUAAACUGCUUCAGCUGGUAUCGGAGCACGCGCUACAGGCGCAGGACUUCAUAAAGAUGCACGCGGAGAUGGAGCAGUGCCUCUCCACCGUCCCCAUCCAAACCCUCCCUGAACCCCUCACCUCCAAGCGCACGGUUACGUAUUCCGAGUCAGUCACGUCCGCCAUGCGUACUGCUGCACUCUCACUUUCCCCUUCCCCCUCCUCCUCUUUUCCCCCUUUUCCUUAUCUUCAACCCACCCCCUCCAUUCCCCCCCGCCCCCACCUUUCCCCGUUACCCCCCUCCUCGUCCCCGCUUCAGCUCACGGCGAUGCGGCAGCAGCUGCUGAACACGCCCUUUACGGAGUGCAUCACGCCCGCCAUGCGCGCGCAGCUGCAGCUGCUGCUCUCCUCCGCCGCCUCCCCCUCCCCCGCGCUCAAGGACGCGCCCGGCUCCGACGUCCUCGCCUUCCAGCUGGCGGAGGCGCUCGGGCUGGGGCUCUCCGCGGAGGCCGCCAACCCGGGCGCGCUGCGCCGCGAGCAGGAGGCGCUGGCGCUGGAGAAGCGCAAGGCGCAGGAGGGGCGGGAUUUGGCGCAGGCGAAGGUUGUGGAGCAGGUGAGAGGGGGGGAGGGGGAAAUGGGGGGGAUGGGUAACGAGGGGGAGGAGACCCGGAGUGGGGAGUUGUAUGGGAUCGGUGUGAAUCAAGUUAGGGCGCAGGAGGGGCAGGACCUGGCGCAGGCCAAGGUGGUGGAGCAGGCGCAGGAGGGGCGCGACUUGGCGCAGACUAGUGUGACUGAGGGAUGGGCAGGGGAGGGGGAGGUGGGUGAUGGGGGCAGAGGAAAGGUGAGAGUGCGGGGAGAGGGAGGAGAGGCGGCGAGAACAGGGGGAAAGGUGGUUGGAGGGGAAGGGGAGGAGGGGGACAGUGGCCCCGUGCAUGUUCUGCUCUCUGCCCACACCUCCCCUCAUAUCCCCUCUCUCUUCCCUGCCCUCCCAUGCACGUCACCAGAUAGUGCUGGUGCUCAUGCGCAUGGAGCGGGAGGUGGCAGCCCGUGCAUGUUCUGCUCUCUGCCCACACCUCCCCUCAUAUCCCCUCUCUCUUCCCUUCCCUCCCAUGCACGUCACCAGAUAGUGCUGGUGCUCAUGCGCAUGGAGCGGGAGGUGGCAGCCCGCAGAGAGAAGCAGAAGCGUGCCGCUGAAGCCGCAGCAGGCAGCACUACCACUGCUGCUCCCGCCGCCUCAACUGCUCCCGCGCCCUCCUCCAUCUUCGCGCCUCAACCCAGCCGGUCCCACGCAGCCGCAGCAGCACUGGGGAUUAAUCUGCUGGCAGAGAGCUUGACAGAGCUUAGUGUGGGAGGCAGUGACAGACAAGCAGAAACAGCAGCAGCGACCUCCCAGCAGCAGCAACAGGGGGGCGGGGCAGGGGCAGGAGCAGUGGCAGGGGUGGUGAGACAUCAGGAGGGGCAGGAGGCAGCAAAGAAGGUGGUUGAGCCGAUCAAGAUGGUGCUGCCAGGAGAUAGCGCCGCCGCCGCUAGUGCUGGUGUUGCUGGUGCACGGCGUGACAAGAGCCCACAGCCAGGGGUGGUAGGAGCAGACGGGGCAGGGGUGGGAGGGGCAGCAGCGAACGGGGCUGGGGGUGUGACAGCAGGCACAACAGCGGCAGCAGGAGGGGCAGCAACGGCAGCAGCAGCAGCGGCACGAGCACGGUCGCCCACGCCUGCAGCAGCAGUAGGCGCCGCCAGCAGCACUGCCACCACAGCAGCCACGAGAACUACUGCCGCAGCAGCACCAGCAGCCGCUCCAGCUGCAGCACCAGCUGCAUCCCACGCGUCCAGGCCAGCAGCAGCAGCAGCAGCAGCAGCAGCAGCACCAGCAGCGGCAGCACCAGCGGGUCAAGCCACACAGGCAACAGGCGAGCAGGGGGUAGCACAGCAGAUCAUCCGCACGCUCCGUCUCGGCUCUGUGGACGAGAAGGCCCAGGCAGCCGGGCUCGUGGGCUGGCACACGAAAUUCUCCGCCACCAACCGCGCCAUGUUCCGCUCCGCUGGGGUCAUCGACGCUCUGCUCCCUCUCGCCGCCGCCUCCUCUCCCCAGGAGGCGAAAGCAGCCGAUGCCGCAGUGAGAGCCCUGGUGAAUUUGCUGGCAGAUGAAGAUGUGAAGGUUGAGCUGAUUGGGCACCUGCCGCUGCUGGUCCAGGCGCUGAAACGCGCGCAGCUGCCUGCCACUCGCGCCGGCAUGGCGCGGAUUUUUAAAGCGAUUGCGACGAUAUCGGAUGAGGCGUGUAAGGUGGUGGUGGAUGCCGGCGCGGUGCCGCACUUAGCUAAGUUUGUCGAUCCGAGCGCCGCUGCGGUGGCGCCGGCGAACCCGCCGCCGACGGGCGGCGCGGCAGUGGCUGCGGCCGCCGCCGCAGAGGAAGCUUCGAAGCAAUGCGCGGCGGAAACCCUAGCGAUCCUCGCGCAGGUUCCCUCAAAGCGAAGCAGAAUGGUGGCAGACGGGGCCGUUGGCCCUCUCUCCCUCCUCGUGCUCUCCACCCCGCCGAACGAAACCCUAAUUGCGGCGGUGACGGCACUCGCAGGGCUGGCGGGCGUGCACGAGGGGAGGGAGGGCAUGGCGGCAGUGCUGCCGACGCUGGUGAAUCUGCUGAGGGUGGAGGAUGAGGGGGUGAUGGCGCCCACUUUGGAUGCACUGUUGCUGCUGGCCAAGCACAGCGCGGGGUACCGCAGCGGCAUCCGGAAUAACGGGGGGAUGAGGCACUUGAGGAAUGUGCUUCGCGUGGGGCCCUCGCCUCUCCACAACAAGGUGAGACUUGCUUUCUUGGCCAUCCCUUCCCUCUGA
Closterium sp. Naga37s-1 is the source of this 3045-nucleotide messenger RNA. Lineage: Eukaryota; Viridiplantae; Streptophyta; Zygnematophyceae; Desmidiales; Closteriaceae. The record is from the annotation of a GenBank genome assembly.